AUGCUAACCCUUAGAAAAGCUAAGGGACAUGAGGGCAAGUGCACACCCAACGUACUACCAUGUCGAAUCAAUUUUAGCGGACCAGUGGGUGUAUCUAAAAGACAUUGGCAUCCUAUUAAAAAAUCAGAUGGGAAUUCGGUUGUCUAUUUCCGAGGUAAAAAGCUUUAUGGAAAACGGAUUCAUAUACCAAAAAACUAUCGUGGAGUGGUUUUAUCCAAAUCUGAUCAGGAUUUACCAGAAACUAUGCCGACUGAAGAAAACAUCGAAGAAGAAGCAAAUCACUCGAUGAGUACUGAAUGUCUUGAAGAGAAGCAAGAAUUUGAAGAUAUCGUGGUCUGGGGACACGAGACUUUACCUGACGAAAGUUCUGACCCGUAUCUCAGAGGCAUAAACGAUUGGAUAGCUUUGACAAAGCUGAUUCACGCGCACGAAAAUGAAGAUUAUGUACCUGGAGACGAAAAACUACAUUAA
Blumeria graminis f. sp. triticale is the source of this 471-nucleotide messenger RNA. NCBI's taxonomy places the organism in Eukaryota, Fungi, Ascomycota, Leotiomycetes, Helotiales, Erysiphaceae. The record is from the annotation of a GenBank genome assembly.